Molecule: messenger RNA, 1593 nt
Organism: Penicillium waksmanii
Lineage: Eukaryota; Fungi; Ascomycota; Eurotiomycetes; Eurotiales; Aspergillaceae
Product: cytochrome P450
Exons: 5
Coding region: 1-1593 (530 amino acids)
Molecular function (GO): oxidoreductase activity, acting on paired donors, with incorporation or reduction of molecular oxygen; heme binding; iron ion binding
Source: RefSeq, a predicted model, not a curated record
AUGCAUGGGAUAACAGACUAUCUUCUUCAUGUGCUUUCUCGGCACUGGUUAGCCGUGUGCUUCGGUGGACUCCUCCUCUGGGGUCUCAAGAAUCGAUAUAAGCAUGGCCUUCAUCGAUACCCAGGGCCCUUUCUGGCGUCUAUCACAGACUGGUGGCGCCUGGUUGAUGUGUAUGGCCGUCGGUCUGAAGUUACACAUCGAGCUCUUCACAAGAAGUAUGGAGAUGUCGUUCGUCUUGGACCGAAUACACUUUCCUUCUCUAGUCCAAAAGCCCUCAAGACUAUCUACGGUCUGAAUAAAGGAUUCAACAAGUCUGAAUUUUAUGUUGUGCAGCAGUCCAUUGCAAAGGGACAUCGUCUACAGUCCCUCUUCAGUACGACAGAUAAUGAUUUCCAUGCAAGAUUCCGUCGAUGUGUCAAUUCGGCUUUUGCAAUGUCGGCUUUGGUUCAGUACGAGCCUUUUGUUGACAAUACGACCAAGCUAUUUUUAGAACAGACGAAGAGCAUCUACGUCGACAAUCCUGAAGGUUGUGACUUUACCCAAUGGCUUCAGUUCUAUGCCUUCGAUGUGAUUGGAGAGAUCACAUACAGCAAAAGACAUGGCUUUGUGGAGAAGAACAAGGAUAUUGAUGGUAUCGUUGCCUAUUUGUCGUGGCUAUUUCUCUACGUCGCUCCUAUUGGACAAAUUCCUUUCCUAGACCGACUUCUACUAAAAAAUCCCAUUUACCUUAAACUCUCACAAUGGGGAUUCAUCGAUGCUACAUUCCCAGUUGCACGAUUUGCGGGAAACCGCAUGGCAGAGCGCAUGCCCGAGCUAGCCAAUGGUGAUUUGAAACCAGUUGCUGGCGCAAAAUCGCUAGAUCUUCUGUCCAAAUUCAUGGCUGCGCAUCAAUCACAUCCCGAGUUUAUGAGUGAAACUUUGGUUCAAACUAUGGCUGUGAGCAUGGCAUUCGCUGGCUCGGAGACAACAGCCAUCAGUCUUUCGGCGGUGUUUUACUUCCUUCUUAAGACACCCAAGGCAUUGGCACGUCUCCAGGCUGAGAUCGAUCAAGCUGGACGUGAUGGAGCCUUUGCGGACUCUGAAACGGGCCUGGUUACUUGGCAUGAGAGCCAACGUCUUCCAUAUCUCGAUGCUUGUAUAAAAGAGGCCUUCCGACUCCACCCGGCUGCUGGUUUGCCACUAGAGCGGGUUGUACCAGAAGGCGGGGCCGACAUUGCAGGCCACUUUGUUCAGGGCGGAACUAUUGUGGGUUGCUCUGCUUGGCUAAUCCAUAUGGAUAAAGGUGUUUUUGGUGACGAUGUAGAGCUAUAUUGGAAAACAAGGGAAGAGUCCCGAGUCAAGGAGAUGAAUGGUACCAUGUUCCAAUUUGGAAUGGGUAGCCGGACAUGCAUUGGAAAGAAUAUCAGCCUCCUUGAGAUUUAUAAGCUUGUCCCCAGCAUGUUGAGAAGAUUCGAGAUACAAUUCACUGAUCCCAAACAGGAGUGGGAGCUGGUGAAUGCUUGGUUUGUCAAGCAGAAAAACUUUACCACCUCAUUUGCGCUCAGGGAUAUUGUUGUUCCUCAGGGAUUGAGUGAGCACGCAGCGCCUGCUUAG